This is a messenger RNA of Symbiodinium sp. CCMP2456, 1767 nucleotides long. The record is from the annotation of a GenBank genome assembly. Lineage: Eukaryota; Dinophyceae; Suessiales; Symbiodiniaceae.
AUGUCGGAAAGACAACGCGAACUUCACGAGCGGAUCGCGACCCUAUGCUCGGAGGGCAAGGGGAACAUGGUCAAGAAGGUGCCCUCAGACGACGUGCUGCCAGCUAAAACGUUGGUGGUCAACUGCACACAAGGAGGUGACGGCGGAACUGGAACUACUGUGGCAAUGGUGCUGUGUGUUCUACCCAUGGAAUGCCGACUGAGCUUUCGAAAGUUGAGGCGCGCCCUUCGCAGCCAGGGUGAAGGCAGUUGUCAUGCAAAGCCAUUGGGCUUGGCAUCUCCGGAAGAGGCGGAGGAAUCCACCGGCUGCCAAAUGGGUAUGGUUCCACCGGUAUGUAUCGAACCAAAGCUGCCAGUGUUUGUGGAUAUGCAGCUGUUCGAAGUUGGUUGUCCGAGCAAUUUGGUGGUGGGCGCAGCACAUCCAAGCUUGCAUUUGACCAUAUCUUCCCGUGUUUUGCUGAGCGAAGCCGAGGCUGCCAUCGCUGACCUUUCGUCAAUACCUGGUGCUGAUGACUCUGACGAGCCAGCUCCAGCCAACAAGCCGGCACCGGUUCUAUUCCCCUUGCGGGCUGGAGGUGGAACCGUGGUUCAUGCCGUUGUGUUGAUUGCGGCUGUGCGGCGCUUGUCUCGUCAGCUCUUGUUUGCGGAUUUAUUACCACCGGGUUCGGACCGAGAUUCUGACCGAAGUAUAUGGCUAUCUCCUGAUGGUUCCGGCAGACCCAUGCGUUUGCAGCUCCUUGUCGGCCGCUCGUUGGCUGAGCGCGUCGGACAAAGCGGCGCGGCGUCUGUGAUCAAGAGGCUGCGAGCACAGCAGUUAAUCUAUGUCGCUGGGCGCCUGCAACUGGAGGAGCUUGGCGAGCAGUAUGGCAGAGCGACUCCAUCGGCACCGGAGGAGGUUCGAAAGAAGAGGGAGGCACAGUUCGACAACGGAAUUGUGGAUAUGGUUGCCGAGCAGAUCCGUAUUCUCGAGGAGGUCCACGUCCCCUCGCAGCAAGAAGUGGGAUCUGCGCGGAAGGUGGGAGCAAAGAAAAACGAGGCGCCACCAGCACCAGAUGAGCCCACCCUUGCCCUGGCCAUCCCUAAUGCCGUGCACCUGGUGUCGGACCGGGCCGGUCUCAAGAAACUGGAAAAUGUACUUCGGGAGAGGCUUUCUGGCUCUGCAGACCUGCCAGAGUCAGACUCUGACCAACCCAGUGCUGCGACGGUUACACCGCUCCUACCCAUCGUUGGAAUCGAUGCAGAGUGGCGCCCGAAAUCUCCGACUGGCAUCGCACUUCUUCAGCUGUCUUUUCGACGGAGUGUGUUCCUCCUGGACAUGGUGCUUAUGCAAGAUGACGAGGAGUUGUGGACAAGCCUGGCCAGGAUUCUUCGAACAGCUCUGGGAGCUGAGCAUCUCUACAAGGUUGGCUUCGGAUUGGAUGUGGAUCUGCAGCGGCUGGCGUCGACGCUGCCCACAGCGAUGCCCGAGGAUGUCCGAAACAUCAUCGAUCUCAGGGACUUGGCGCGUGAGGCGCUACCCGACCUGCCUCCUGCGCUCGGGCUGUCGAGCCUCACACGCACCGUCUUUGGCCGGGGCUUGGACAAGACCUGGCAGGUCUCCGAUUGGCAAGCACGCCCCUUGGAGCCAGAGCAACUCGAGUACGCUGCUCAGGAUGCCCACGUGUGCGUGCGACUCUUCGAUUCGCUGUGCUACAACCAUGCCACACUCGCAACGCAGCAGCUGCCUUUGGUCUUAGGCGAAGUUGCGCGGACAUGGCGGCGAGAAUGA